CCAGGCCUCGGCCCAGCCCUCAGGCCCUCAAUCCUCAGGUCCCCAGGCCUCCUGUUCCCUCCCUUUCCCCCAAAUCCAGACGUCCCUGUCCCCAGCUCCCAGGUUUUCUUCCCCAAACCCUCGAACUCCAGACUCCACUAAAACGGUGCCUCCCACUAGGUGCCGCUCUGGUUUUCCCCAAGUUUUCCCUACUGCUGACCGUCCUCUUCCUCGAGGCCCAAGCCUCCUGCCAGAAACUCAGAAGGAUCGGCACAGAGGGAGACGGAGAAGAGACAGGGAGACGGAGAGACAGAGAAGAGAUGGGCAGAGAUGAUGCCCAGAGCCGGGACCAGGACAGCUCCGUGGGAACUAAACAGAUUUCUCUUGCUGGGACCCACUAAUCGAGGUUCGGCCAUGUCAGCCGCCCCGGCCCUGAUGCAGGGCAUGUACCAGGAGCUGUCCUGCCCACUCUGCCUCAAGCUCUUUGAGUCCCCUGUCACGGCCGAAUGUGGGCACAGCUUCUGCCGGAGCUGCCUGGCUCGCCUGCCCCAGGACCCCCAGGCCGGGGGCACCCCUUGCCCCUCCUGCCAGGCGCCCACCCGGCCUGAGGGGCUCAGCACCAACCAGCAGCUGGCACGACUGGUGGAGAGCCUGGCCCAGGUGCCACAGGGGCACUGUGAAGAGCACCUGGACCCGCUGAGCGUCUACUGCGAGCAGGACAGGGUGCUGAUCUGCGGGGUCUGUGCCUCGCUGGGGAAGCACCGGGGUCACAGUGUGGUGACCGCCUCUGAGGCCCAUCAGAGGAUGAAGAAGCAGCUCCCGCAGCAGAGACUGCAGCUUCAGGAGGCUUGUAUGCGCAAAGAGAAGAGCGUGGCCCUUCUGGACCGGCAGCUGGCUGAGGUGGAGGAGACAGUGAGGCAGUUCCAGAAGGCCGUAGGGGAGCAGCUGGGGGUGAUGCGGGCCUUCCUGUCGGCGCUGGAGAAAACCCUGGGGCAGGAGGCCUCCCGGGUGACCGGGGAGGCUGGGACUGCCCUUCAGGGGGAGCGCAGGGGCCUGGCCUCCUACCUGGAACAGCUGCGCCAGAUGGAGAAAGUGCUGGACGAGGUCACGGACCAGCCCCAGACCGAGUUUCUUCGGAAAUAUUGCCUGGUGACCAGCAGGCUGCAGAAGAUCCUGGCUGAGUCACCUCCGGCAGCCCGCCUGGAUAUCCAGUUGCCCAUCAUCUCCGACGAUUUCAAAUUCCAGGUCUGGAGGAAGAUGUUCCGGGCCCUGAUGCCAGCCCUGGAGGAGCUCACCUUCGACCCCGCUACAGCCCAUCCCAGCCUGGUGGUCUCGCCCUCGGGCCUUCGGGUGGAGUGCGUGGAGCAGAAGGCCCCCCCGCCAGGGGACGACCCCCAGCAGUUCGACAAGGUCAUGGGGGUCGUCUCUCACCAGCUGCUGUCCGAGGGCGAACACUACUGGGAGGUGGACGUAGGGGACAAGCCCCGCUGGGGGCUGGGGCUGAUCUCCGCGGAGGCCGGGCGCCGGGGCAAGCUCCAUCCCAUCCCCUCCCAGGGUUUCUGGCUGCUCGGCUUCCGGGACGGGAAGGUGUACGAGGCCCACGUGGAGAGCAAGGAGCCCAAGGUUCUCAAGGUGGAGGGCAGGCCCACUCGGAUCGGGAUCUACCUGAGCUUCCAGGACGGGGUGCUGAGUUUCCACGACGCCAGCGACCCGGACAACCUGGCCCCCCUUUUCUCCUUCCGCGAGCGGCUACCCGGCCCCGUCUACCCCUUCUUUGACGUCUGCUGGCACGACAAGGGCAAGAACGCGCAGCCCCUGGUGCUGGUGCGGCAGGAGGAGUGACGGGCCCCGGCGGGCAGUGUGGAGGGUAUCGCGGGGGAUGGGGUGUAGUGCCCGCAGGCCGGGAGGGCAUAAUACCCCUUCUGCCUUCUCAUUAGACUGGGAGCCCCGUGUGGGACAGGGCCUAGGUCUGACUUGAUCACCUUGCAUCUACCCCAGUGUUGAGUACAGUGCUUAGCACAUAGUCCUGGGCAGAGGUCACCAUUAUGAUUAUGAUUAUCAGGGUGGGGAGGUGACUUCCAGGGAGCACUCCUGGAAAGCAGGCAGGACGCCUGAUCUGGUUGGGAACUUGUGGGGAGAGGAGGAGAGAUCUCUGAGCCUUGAAGGCAGGGACUCUGUCUCCUAACUCUAUCAUACUCUCCCAAGCAUUCAGUAGAGUGCUCUGCACUGAGUGAGAUUCAAUAAAUGCGAUUGAUUGAUUGACUGAGCCAUUUGGGAGGGCACAAGAGGAUACCACCAUCACUUUGUAAACUCUCCCUGGGCCCCUAGGGUCCUAUCUGCUAUUACGAUGUUCCUCUAAGCCCCCAGCUCCCUCAGCCCCGGGUCCCUCAGCCUCAGCCCCAGCUCUUUGAGCCCUUUUAGCCCCCUGCUCCCUCAGUCUUCAUCCCUCUCAGCCUCCAGUUCCCUUAGCCUCCAGCUCCCUCAGCCCCCUGCUCCCUCAGCCUCCAUCUCUCUCAUCCCCAGCUUCUUCAGCCCAGCCUUCUUAGUGCCCAUCUCCAUCAGGACCCAGCUCCCUCAGCCUCCAGCUCCCUCAGCCCCCUCCUCCCUCAGUUCCCUGCUCCCUCAGGUCCCUGCUUCCUCAGUCCUCAGCUUCUUCAGCCCUCUUACCCCCUCAGGUCCCUCAGUCCCUAGAUCCCUCAGUUCCCUACCUUCUCUCUCAUCUCAAACUGCUCUGGAAAGCCAUAGGCGUGGGGGUUCGGGUUGGGAUUGGGCUUGGUGGGAAACUCUUCUCUCCCAGCCCCCUCCAAAGAGGCAGGCCAUGCUCUUUGAGAUAGAAAUUCUGAAAUACUAUGCUGUGCAUCCUGCAUCUCUGCCCUGAAGAACGCUGGAGUCAGAGGAAGAUUUUCAUUGUCCACAAGCUUCCCAAAAAGUCGGAAGGGCCAAGGGGAGAGUGACUUUAUUCUCUGAGCUACAGAGUUCUUCCCCUAUCAGCGUGGGAGAGAAGAUCCUGCCAAAUCUCCCUGAGAUGUAGCCAGUCGUGAGGCCGACACUAACUGAGAAGCAUCAUGGCGUGGUGGGUAGAGCCUGGGCCCGGAAGUCAA
Molecule: messenger RNA, 3080 nt
Organism: Ornithorhynchus anatinus (platypus)
Lineage: Eukaryota; Metazoa; Chordata; Mammalia; Monotremata; Ornithorhynchidae
Gene: TRIM72
Product: tripartite motif containing 72
Exons: 8
Coding region: 310-1821 (503 amino acids)
Molecular function (GO): protein binding; zinc ion binding
Source: RefSeq, a predicted model, not a curated record